AUGGAACACAUAAGGAAUUUUUUCAAUACCUUGUUUUGGCACAAAGGGAAAGAAGAUGCUGAUGACAAGGGCUUCGCCAACUACCACCUCGUGGUGGCCACCCUGAUUGCUGCUGUGACUUUCCAAGCCGGCGUGAAUCCCCCUGGCGGGGUAUGGCAGGAGGACUUGUUUAACAAAGAUGGCAAGAAGGUGGGCGAGGCGGGGCGGGCCAUUUACGCCACGGACGAGACGGCCUUCUACAUAUUCCUAGCAUUCAACACGCUCGCCUUCUCAACAUCGAUGUUUCUCAUAAUCUGCCACACCUGGGGCUUCCCUUUAUUUUUCGAGGUGAUCGUUGCGAUGAUCUCCAUGGGGAUAAGUUAUGGGGCCUCGGUCUUCGCAAUCAAGCCGAGUCAUGUGGAGUCCCAGUUCUUGUUGUUUAUUGCAGCGGUUCCGGCUAUCGCGAGGGUUCUCAUCCUGAUUUGCAACGAUUCGCUCACUCAUGAGACGUACCCUUCUAAUUUUGCGCAAAUCAUGGGACACGAUUAUUCCAUAAGGGGGUUUUUAGUUAAACUGUUCAUGCACAAAGGGCAAAAUGACCACGACCAGGAGGUGUACAGCAAAACGUACCGCAACUAUCACCUCGUGGUGGCCACCCUGAUUGCUGCUGCGACUUUCCAAGCCGGCGUGAAUCCCCCCGGAGGGGUUUGGCAGCAGAAGACCGAGGGGAAGCACGAGGUGGGCCGGGCCAUUCACGGCACGGACCCGUCGGCCUUCUACGUGUUCCUGGCGUUUAACACUCUCGCCUUCUCAUCAUCGAUGCUUCUCAUAAUCUGCCACACCUGGGGCUUCCCUUUCUUUCUCGAGGUGGUCAUUGCGAUGAUCUCCAUGGGGAUAACUUAUGGGGCUUCGGUCUUCGCGAUCACGCCGAGUUACAUGGAGUGCCAGUCCUUGUUGUCCAUUGCAGCGGUUCCGGCUAUCGUGAGGAGUCUCAUCCUGGUGUGCAAGUAUGUCCAUGCGAAAAUACAUAAUAAUAGUAAGAACUUUCAUGGUUAAAAGUCAUGCAUGCAUCUUGGUUUUGAGUGGAUUGGCUCUCCAUAAUAGUGUGUUUUCAGUUGGCAUGUGAAUUAGCGAAAGAGAGGAAGAAAGGCACAAUGUUGCAGUUGUAGAAACCGCAGUUGACUUUGGGUGUGACGGUCUGCGGAGUAGAAUAAGCAUGUCAUAUUGGUGAAGCUCUUUCUUUCGAUGUAAAUUUUAAAUCUUGUAAGCACUUUGUGAGAUAUAAAUCGUCUGCAUGUAGACCGUUCGUUGA
This is a messenger RNA of Eucalyptus grandis, 1291 nucleotides long. RefSeq lists its product as uncharacterized. NCBI's taxonomy places the organism in Eukaryota, Viridiplantae, Streptophyta, Magnoliopsida, Myrtales, Myrtaceae. The transcript is spliced from 2 exons. The record is from RefSeq and is a predicted model, not a curated record. Bases 1 to 1035 code for a protein of 344 amino acids.